CACCGUUGUACGGGAAAGUUGAACUGUUUCGUAAGCGAAUGACGUUCAGGCUGAACCGUUUACAUGUGAAGGGUUCAGCCCGGGGGGCGAUGGAUUAUUGUGUGUUUGUUUUGCUCGGUAGAAUUUCUGUACAGGGAAAGCAUGGUACAUUAAAUCGUUUCAUUUUGUAAAAAAACGUAUACGUGCAAUAGUGUAGAAAGUGCAAAAGGUUCAAUUUUAGAACAUUGGUUGUUGCCACCAACGUCGUGAAAAUCUCCCAUCUUUGUGGAUUGAAAGCGAGUGUUGUGAUCUGUUGAUUGCAUAUUGUUGAGCAAUUGGACAGCGUCAAUUACCGUCUCCCGCAUGGCAUCGGCACCUUCCCCGGUUUCUUUCACUAUGGAUGUGCUUGAAUCGGUUCUGGUAAAACUGGAUGAAGGUGAUUACAAAUCGGCCAUCGAUAUCAUUGCCGACCCAGCAAACGAUACCACGAUAAAGCUCCAGUCGAUGGAAUUGGUUUCACUAAUUGCCAACAAUCUAACCGAUGCAAAUGCUGAAACUAAACCCGAGUUGUAUUCUGCCACGGAAACAAUCUUAAAUGGUAUUGCACAUAAGUGCAGCCCUCCGGAAGUGCUGUACGAAUUGAUGGAAAAAAUCCGCACCACUACGAGCGAUGAUGUGUUCACGAGCCUGCUGAAGUCAAUGCAGAUUUCUGUUCUACGCCUACCGGUAAAGCGGGCUCGUUGUCUGGAGUGGGUUUUCCAAACAAUCAUCGAAUAUCUGGACAAAAUUGCCUUGCCAGACGUGCUGAACAAAGAUAUGGAGGAAAGGGAAGAAGGUCUGCUGGAAUCUGAAGAAUCCAUCCGGCGAUUGUUGCAACUUUACAUCACGUUGCUACUGUUUCUGGAACCGAUCGUCAAACACCUGGAUCAACCGUCAAGCAAGGUUUUCUUCGACUCAAGUUUAACGCAGAAAAAUGCAUUGAUUUGUUUCUUGCUUCGCUUGAUGGGAAAACUGUUUCCCAUUCUUCAACUGCAAAGAAUCGAACAACCGAGAAAAACGUUACGCCCGUCUGCGAAAUUGUCAGCCGGCAAAAGCUAUUCCAUCCAAGUUGCGGAGGACAUGAUCCGAUCGUUCGUGCUGCUCGUAAAAGAUCCACUGUUUCUGUUACCGUAUGGAGAAAAGCGAAACAACCUGCAAAGCAAGCGGAAGAAAAUCGAUUCCGAAGAGAAAGCAAACAACGAUUGUUUUUUGUACCAUGAAACGUACACAACGGAGGGUUUUGCUAUGUUAUUCUAUCUUUUGCUUAGCGAAGAAUUACUACCGGACAGUGUGCCUCAGAUUUACGAUCGUCGCUACAUUUUUGAAAUGGGAUUGCGCUACGUUGUGAUUUUACUAAGCGGCGAACGUACGGUAGUGUACUUCAAGGGCAUUCGAUUAGCGCAAGCGUUGGUUAAAUUGGUACGGAACAUUAAACUUUCUUCGCAAGACUUGCGCGCACCGAUUCAUAGCACCUUCUGCGAGCGGUAUGUGCGAGCAUUGGAAAGAUCGGGCAGUGUGCGGAACCGCGAUGUUGGCAUAACCGUGCUAACAGAUUACAUUCACACUUUCGACGAUGAAGGACGGUACAUAAUUAUAUCGCAUAUGCUUAAAACGUUCGAUGAUGAUUCCGUACGAGCGUAUGCGAUCACCGUUUAUAAGGAUUUAAUAAGCGGUGAUAUGCGUGACAAAAUGAAGGAUGAACCACUGGUCCGAUGGUACAGUGGAGAAGUUCUGCAGGACAUGCUUACCAACCACAUAUGUGUGCUGAGAAAAGGCGUAAAGACAGAUCUGAUAGACAAUAGUUAUAGCAUUACGAGUGCACUGUCGGCGCUGUGGGUACUGCUAAAGACUGAUCAAUGCAACAGGAGCCACAUUUGGAACUAUUUCGGUACGCUUGAGGCACAGUUCCUGCUAGAGCUUAGAAAGGCAAUUGAUUUGACCCGUGCGCAUUAUAAAAAUGAAAUGAAAGCCACUGCGGAAGACAAUAAUUCACAGAUGGGUGAGGAACAUUCGGCCGAGAUAACGAUUAGCACGCUUAAUGGAGAGUUGCCACCGGUUUUGUCAAAGGAGAAAAAGGUAGAACUGUGUCAGGGAAUGUUAUUGCGGUUGGAUAUGUUGGAUUUUCAGCUGGCAAGAGUAAACGGAGCUAUUGAACAAAUGAGACGUAGUAAUGAUAAAAGCGUUUCCAAACUGCCCAUGCAUGUUGAAUAAAUUGAAUUACAAAAUACUUUAAAGAU
Messenger RNA from Anopheles funestus (African malaria mosquito), 2255 nucleotides. RefSeq lists its product as uncharacterized. Gene Ontology annotation, molecular function: ubiquitin-protein transferase inhibitor activity. The record is from RefSeq and is a predicted model, not a curated record. The transcript has 2 exons. Gene Ontology annotation, cellular component: cytoplasm. The coding region runs from base 343 to 2229 and encodes 628 amino acids. NCBI's taxonomy places the organism in Eukaryota, Metazoa, Arthropoda, Insecta, Diptera, Culicidae.